CCACCCCAAAACCAACCAUACGAUUUCCCCCGAGCUCCCCUAAUUCCCCUGCCCCCCCAGCGGCCCCCCGCUACCGUCGUCCGCCCGACAUCGCCCACCCCCCAUUUUCCGAGCUGGCGUGGCGACGCAAACUCACAAAUAUUUACUUCCUGUACAUCAAGAGGAAAGGGGGCUCCCCUUUCGUGGAAUGCGGCAACAUGGGCGUUUUUGACCGCGGAGUUCAGAUGCUGCUGACCACGGUAGGGGCCUUCGCCGCCUUCAGCCUUAUGACCAUCGCCGUGGGGACAGACUACUGGCUGUACUCGCGCGGAGUCUGCAAGAUCAAGAGCAACAACGAGAACGAGACCAGCAAGAAGAACGAGGAGGUGAUGACGCACUCGGGCCUCUGGAGGACCUGCUGCCUGGAAGGUUCCUUUAAAGGCAUGUGUAAGCAGAUAGAUCACUUCCCUGAGGAUGCCGACUAUGAGGCGGACGCUUCAGAGUACUUCCUUCGUGCCGUACGAGCCUCCAGCAUCUUCCCCAUCCUCAGUGUGAUCCUGCUCUUCAUGGGGGGGCUCUGUAUCGCCGCCAGCGAGUUCUACAAGUCACGCCACAACAUCAUCCUCAGCUCCGGCAUCCUUUUCGUCUCUGCAGGUCUGAGCAACAUCAUAGGCAUCAUUGUGUAUAUAUCAGCCAACGCUGGGGACCCUUCCAAGAGUGACUCCAAGAAGAACAGCUACUCCUACGGCUGGUCCUUCUACUUUGGUGCCCUCUCCUUUAUCAUGGCCGAAAUGGUGGGCGUGCUGGCCGUGCACAUGUUCAUCGACCGCCAUCGGGAGCUGCGUGUGGGGGCACGAGCCGCUGACUACCUCCAAGGUGCGGCCAUCACACGCAUUCCUAGCUACCGCUACCGUUAUCGACGCCGCUCACGCUCUUCGUCCCGUUCAACAGAUCCCUCGCACUCUCGUGAAGCAUCACCAGUGGGCCUGAAGGCCUUCGGGACGCUGCCCUCAACUGAGCUGUCCAUGUACACGCUGCCCAAGGGCCAAACGGGCACCCCAACAGCCACCUAUAACUCCACGGAGAGGGACCACAACUUCCUGCAGGUCCACAACUGCAUCCAGAAGGACCUGAAAGACUCAGGCGGCAAUUCCGCCAACCGACGCACCACACCUGUAUGAAACUGAUGGAAGGACCUCAGACACUAGAAAAAUCAGAGGGAAUCUGGGGGGAGGCGGCAGAAGACAGAUAAUGGUGUAAGGCAACAGGAAGAGGCUUAUGGAUGGGGUCAGGAGUUAGCAACAGAGGGGGAGUUCUGAACACUCCACAGCACCUCAGAUGAUCAUUGAGUUUCUGUUUUAAAAAAAAGGAAACAGAGAAAAAAUGCAUAAAAAAAGAAACAUGCAUGAUUUUCCCAUCUACCAUUGUUUAACAAGUUUUGAACAUGUUUGUAAAGAUUUGAGGGUGAGGAUGGGGAAAGAGGAGUGGGGAGGGGGGUGGGGGUGGCCGGUGAUUGUCUGUCUCGGGGCUGUGGAACAAUGGAGUGGUGAGCUGGGCCGGACUACUUGUUAAAAGGCGAUCUUUAUAUUUUUUACUCUUCCGCAGUCCGAUGGAAAAGGCGACGUAGUUGACCCCUCAGCCCCGCCUAUGAUCCCGCCCUCACACUACCAUCCCACAAGCCCCCCAACACACAAACCCAACCUCCCUUUGACCCAGCUCCUUUCUUUAGUUGCUGUAUCUUCUUGAUUUCAUUCUUUAUUCGCAUUAAUACUGUGAACCUUUGCGGUGUGGGAUUUUAGCAGGGAGCAACUCAAACCGCAAAAAAAAAAAAAAA
This is a messenger RNA of Labrus bergylta (ballan wrasse), 1813 nucleotides long. RefSeq names its product voltage-dependent calcium channel gamma-2 subunit. Gene Ontology annotation, cellular component: AMPA glutamate receptor complex; postsynaptic density membrane; voltage-gated calcium channel complex. The record is from RefSeq and is a predicted model, not a curated record. Gene Ontology annotation, biological process: regulation of AMPA receptor activity; neurotransmitter receptor transport, postsynaptic endosome to lysosome; calcium ion transmembrane transport. Lineage: Eukaryota; Metazoa; Chordata; Actinopteri; Labriformes; Labridae. Gene Ontology annotation, molecular function: channel regulator activity; voltage-gated calcium channel activity.